GCACGCUGGUCACGCGGUUCGCUGUUGACACUUCCGGGUGAGACCGAGUGAGGCUGCGGGGUAGGGGCUGGCGCUCAGGCGGCGACCAUGGCGUAUCACGGCCUCACGGUGCCUCUCAUUGUGAUGAGCGUGUUCUGGGGCUUCGUCGGCUUCUUGGUGCCUUGGUUCAUCCCUAAAGGUCCUAACCGGGGAGUUAUCAUUACCAUGUUGGUGACCUGUUCAGUUUGCUGCUAUCUCUUUUGGCUAAUUGCAAUUCUGGCCCAACUCAACCCUCUCUUUGGACCACAGCUGAAAAAUGAAACCAUCUGGUAUCUGAAGUAUCAUUGGCCUUGAAGAGGAAGGUCUGUUCUACAGCACUCAGUCUUUGAGGUCACAAGAAGAGAAUGCCUUCUAGAUGCAAAUCACCUCCAAACCAGACCUCCUUUCUUGACUUGCCUUUUUUGGCCAUCAGCUGCCUUAAACGUUAACACCACGUUUGAAUGCCUUUUUCUACAUACAAUCCAGUGUGUUUUCCUUCAGCUUUUUUACACUUUGGUGACUUACAUGCCUACUUAACUUGAACUGUGUGGACUCCACAAAAUGAUUAUGCACUCUUCUGAGAUAGAAGAUGCUGUUUCUUCUGAGAGAUCCGUUACUCUCUCCUUGGAAUCUGUGGAUUUGAAGAUGGCUCCUGCCUUCUCACAUGGAAAUCAGUGAAGUGUUUAGAAACUGCUGCAAGACAAACAAGACUCCAGUGGGGUGGUCAGUAGGAGAGCACAUUCAGAGGGAACAGCCAUCUCGACAGAAUCACACCAGACUCUAUUUUCAGGAUGAAUUUCUUAUUUCUGCCAUCUUUUGGAAUAAAUAUCUUUUUCCUGUCUAUGGAAA
Messenger RNA from Callithrix jacchus (white-tufted-ear marmoset), 867 nucleotides. RefSeq names its product ATPase H+ transporting V0 subunit e1 (gene ATP6V0E1). Gene Ontology annotation, molecular function: proton-transporting ATPase activity, rotational mechanism. The record is from RefSeq and is a predicted model, not a curated record. NCBI's taxonomy places the organism in Eukaryota, Metazoa, Chordata, Mammalia, Primates, Cebidae. Gene Ontology annotation, cellular component: proton-transporting V-type ATPase, V0 domain. Gene Ontology annotation, biological process: proton transmembrane transport.